Molecule: messenger RNA, 2025 nt
Organism: Phaedon cochleariae (mustard beetle)
Lineage: Eukaryota; Metazoa; Arthropoda; Insecta; Coleoptera; Chrysomelidae
Source: the annotation of a GenBank genome assembly
CAGUAUAUUAUGACACCUGUCAUAAAUGAUAAGCAAACUUCAUCUAUUCGGCAAAAUCAUACCUGUUUCAAAAUGAUUACAGAUUAUGAUCUGCAAGGCGAAGAUGAUGGUGCUGUCCAAAUACCGAACUCAGAAACCGAAUUCAUCAAUGCAAAAACCUACCUCCAAAUGGCCAGCGCCAACACCGGAGAUAACCUGUACGACCACCUAACCGAAGUCCUCAACAAAAUUCUAGCAGAACGCCCAGAAAAUGUCAUCGAUUUCUUCGAAGAGUACAGCCGAAAGGUGAAAGAAAGACGGUUCAAACCCAUGACCGAUCACCUGGAGGAUAUGUACGUGCCUCCAGGUAGAUUCGAUCUCGCAAAUAAGAUGCUGCUCCUCUUGAAACCUCUACCUCCGAGUGAACCGAGCACAGUAGAUCCAGAUGACCUGGAACUAGCAGAUAUGUCCAAAAACAACAUGUUGGAGCUGUUAUACUACCUAGAACACUGCGGAAUCGGCUUGCCACGCACCGAAAUGUUCUUCGUGAUGCUAUCAAUACGCAAACUCAUACACACUGAGCCUAUCGCCCACAUAAGGUUCUGGGGCAAAAUUUUCGGCACACUCAAAGAUUACUUAGUAGUCGAAUGCGAACUCAAAGAAGAAGAAUACAUCAAGAGGAACGAGUCUUACCAAGACCAAGUGGAGCCACCAAUAUCUGUAGAAGAAAACCAAGCUGAAGAUAGCAGGAUACGGAAAGCUCUAGAUGCCAUCGCCAAGCAGCAACAGUUGUAUGGCGAAGGAAAAACCGGGAAGUACCCAAGAGACUUACCAACUGCACCUAAGAUACAAUACGAAGAAGCACCUGAAGCCCCGGCAGAACCGUCAGGCGUUGGCAUAAACAAGAAGGUUUACUAUGUGUGUAACGGUGUCGGGGAUCCCUGGAUACAACUUCCCGAUGCUACCCCGAAGCAAAUACGCGUCGCUAGGCAGAUUUACAAGAGCUUCACUGGCAAUCUAGAGGAGCCUAUCUGUACGUAUCCAGAGUUCCCCGGAAAGGAAAGAGAGUUCCUCAGAGCUCAGAUCGCCAGGAUAUCCGCCGGAACGCAGAUAUGCCCUCUUGGCUACUACACUUUCGGCGCUGCCGAGAUGGGAGAAGGAGAGGAAGAAGAGGAGCCUGAGGAGGCUGCUGGUGGUGAGACCAAAACCAGCUACAAACCCAACCCUAAAUAUGAUCCCCCACCGCUCAAAGACCUGCUGGACGGUUCCGUGUCGUUCUGGGUGCACACGGCUGCCUACAUCCUUCCUCAAGGUAGAACCAACUGGUGGAACCCGAGUCCCAUGCCGGACGUGAACGACGAGGAGAUGGACGAAGAGUUAGGGGAGGAGGAAGAGCAGGAGGAGCAGGAGAAGCCCAAAGCGGAGAGGAUGGAACCGGAGACGGGACCUCCUUUGUUGACUCCCUUGUCUGAGGAUGCGUCCGUGGAGGCGGUGCCGCCGUGGAGCGUGCGGUGCUCCUCGGGCAUCAUCGACAAUUUCGCUAUGGCGGUCGUGAGGUCGAAUCUGUGGCCUGGGGCCUACUGUUUUUCAACGCAGGGUAAAAUCUUCCAGAACAUCUACCUCGGCUACGGCCUCAAGUACAUGGAGCACAACUUCAGCCCCCUGCCCCUGCCGCCCGUCCAACAGGAGUACCCCAUCGGGCCGGAGAUUCUCGAGAUGACGGACCCGAGCGGAGCCGAUGAGGAAAAGUGGCGCAUCGACCACCUGCCCAAACCGAAAGAGGUCGUAUUGGCGGGAGAGGAAGCCGAACCCGAAGAAGCGGGGGAAGAAGAAGAGGAGGAAGAAGACGAAGACUGAUGAUAUGAUAUAGUUAUAGUUUAUGCGAAGUUAAUUGAAGAAGCUAAAAAAAUUUUAACCGGCUGCAUGUCGGCAAAUCCUUUGACUAGCCGCAGCUAACAGCGGCGGGUAAAAUAUUUUCUUCGCUACCACAAAUAAAAGCUGUUUUUGAAUGAAUUUUUGAUUGUUCAAAAAUUACCUAUGUAUCCA